Messenger RNA from Sphenostylis stenocarpa, 435 nucleotides. The record is from the annotation of a GenBank genome assembly. Lineage: Eukaryota; Viridiplantae; Streptophyta; Magnoliopsida; Fabales; Fabaceae.
AUGAAAUUAGAAAUGAAGUUAGAAGGAGGAGGAGGAGGGUGCAAUUACCACCCGAAUAACAAACAACUACAAGGUGUUUGUCCCUUUUGCUUGAGAGACAAACUAUUGAAGCUCAAUGGCAUCAACAAUCCAACAUAUCCUCUACCUUCUCCUCAACCCUUUUCUUCUUAUGUAUCUCGCCGCCACCACCGCCAUAAUUCUAGCGUGCCGGAUUCUGUGUCUUCCAUGGUUAGCUUCAAUAAUGGAUUGAAGAAGAGCAACUCCAUUGCCUUUGCUUCAGGAAGCCAACCCAUAAUAGAUUGGGAAGUCAAUGGAAACAACCGGUGGAGUAAGAAAAAGGGUAUUUGGUCCAAGCUGCUCAAAUUGACCAGAAAGAACAAGGAGGCCUUCAUGCAUUCCAGGACCAUGAGGGAGGGAAAGAGUUUGCAUUUUUAG